CCGGUUCCCAAGUUGCAUUGGCUCACUCGUUUCCCUGUAGCUUAAUUGUGUCGUCCAUUGAAAGGAAAUCGCUGGGCCAUCCCCCCCGCUCGCGCGCCUGUGCCGUGGAGCUCCCCCUUGCUGCGUGCAUCGUGAUCUAGUGGAUGCAGAGUCUUGCAGAGAGAUCGCAGGGUCACCUUCUGUCACUGCAAGGGGAAAUACUGAAUAAAUUACAGCAUAGGCUGUUUGGUAGUGGUGCACCUCAGCAGCUUCAGCAGCAUCUCUGGUAAUCUCCUGCAGGGGACCAACAGCUCUCUCUCAGGUUUAUGGAAACCUGACCUCCCAUUGGUGGAGAAGUGCAUGAGGAACCCAGCUCUGCUGCAGAGGACAGGUUUAGUCAUUAGAGUGCUUUGCCACAUCCAGGAAAAUGUCUGGCUCCUACGAUGAAUGUGCAGGUGCUGACGACACCAUGGACAGCUUCUGGGAGGUGGGGAACUACAAACGUGCUGUCAAGAGAUUUGAUGACGGCCAUCGGCUCUGCAAUGACCUUAUGGGCUGUCUGCAGGAACGUGCCAAGAUAGAAAAAUCCUAUGGUGAUCAGCUCACCGCAUGGUCCAAGAGAUGGAGACAGCUCAUUGAGAAAGGCCCACAGUACGGCUCUGUGGAGAGAGCCUGGCUGGCUGUCAUGACCGAGGCCGAGAAGGUGAGUGAGCUGCACCAAGACGUGAAGAACAACCUGGUGAACGAAGACGUAGAGAAAGUGAAGAACUGGCAGAAGGAAGCCUAUCACAAGCAAAUGAUCGGUGGCUUCAAAGAGGCCAAGGAGGCGGAGGAGGGCUUCAAAAAGGCUCAGAAACCGUGGGCCAAAAAGCUCAAGGAGAUGGAGGCAGCUAAGAAAUCCUACCACAUGGCCUGCAAGGAGGAGAAGCUGGCGGCAGCCCGAGAGGCCAACGGCAAGACUGAGGCUUCUGUCACAGUAGACCAGCAGAAGAAACUCCACGAGAAAGUGGACAAAUGCAAACAGGAUGUGCAAAAGGCUAAAGAGAAGUACGAGAAGUCUCUGGAGGAGCUGAAUAAGUGCACCCCGCAGUACAUGGAGUGCAUGGAGCAGGUGUUUGACCAGUGCCAGCAGCAUGAAGUCAAGAGGCUCACUUUCCUCAAGGAGGCCUUGCUGGACAUCAAACGCCAUCUUAACCUCACCGAGAACGCAAGCUAUGCCACAAUAUACAGAGAACUGGAGCGCACAAUCCUGGGUGCAAACACACAAGAGGACCUGAAGUGGUUCAGCAACAACCACGGCCCUGAGAUGCCUAUGAACUGGCCUGCAUUUGAGGAAUACAACCCAGACCAGGCCAGCGCUCCUCCAAAGAAGAAGAAACCAGAUGGAGCCCCACCCACUCCGAGCACAGACCAUGUGGCUCCACCUGGUGACCGUAGCAGUGUGAGCAGCUAUGAAAAAAACCAAGGUUUCUCGACUGAGUGGUCCGACGAUGAGCAGCCCACUGCGAACUCUGGCAACGAAAAUGGUGGGAACGGGAAUUCUUUUGAAGAUGAUGUCAGCACUACUGGGAAAUCGGUCCGCGUGCGCGCUCUCUAUGAUUAUGAAGGCCAGGAACAGGAUGAGCUCACCUUCAAAGCAGGUGAUGAACUGACCAAGACUGAGGACGAAGAUGAGCAAGGCUGGUGUAGAGGUCGCUUGGACACCGGCCGAGAGGGACUAUACCCGGCCAAUUAUGUCGAGCCAAUCUAGUCCCGUUAUUGGACAUGGACACGCCAUUGGAGGCAGCUCGAACUGUCCCGUCCAAUUGCACCGCACAUAGCCAGAGACUUAAGAGCAACACAUCCCUUGCCCAACAGAUGCGCCAAGCAGUCUUGAUAAAAACUUAGUAACCUAAAAGACAAUAUAUCAGUAUUAUAUAUUUUAUCCAGCAUUUGUGGUGGGUGGACCCACACAUUUAAAAACAGGAGCAGCAGUUGUUCCAGUAUAUACACACUCAACUAUAACAUCAAGACAGACAGUGCAGGAACACAUUGCUUCUAAGUGUAGCUGUAUUUAAUGUAUAAUGCAGCUUAUUUAAACUUGCAGUACACUGCAGUCUGUUCUUAUGUGAGAAUGGGAAGAUAAUAGAAACCGUUGUACCCAUUCGACAAAGACAAGCUUCUCUAACCUGCAUUGUGUAUAUACAGUGUAAUGCCAUCUUUGUGUAGCAUUUUUAAUGCUGUGUGUGGUCAGUCAUCAUUCUUACAUCCGGAAUGCUGUGUAGUGUAAAAAGUACCACAAACAGUAUCCUCUAUUUUUUGUUUUUCUUUUGUGAUUUGGUCCAACCUCCUUUCCAGUGUAUGCAGUGCUAUGUGUGAUUUAACUGUUUCUGAACUUGCAUAGCAGCAUGUGCUAUGCAAAAAAAAAAAAAAAAAACUUGCAUUCCCUGAAUCCUGCAGCCUCAUUUAGGCUGCAACUUGAUGCAACACUUCAACUGCGAAUGCAGAGUUCACUUUUUAGCAUCACAUUCUUCCGGACAAGCUUCUGUUUUCAUGAAAGGAAGCUUGUUGAUGAAGUGAUUUUAUGUUUUCUCUGUGUUUUUUGACAUGUUUCUUUUCACAGCAUCACAAACCCAUUGACUGCAUCAUCUCCAUGCAAUCCAAGGAAAAGGAUACACAGUCUCUGCAGAAGCUUCCAUUCUUGGUUCAUUAAUUCAGGUGUCAUUUUAAUCCGCUACUGCUAACAAGAAACACGAGUAAUACAUUCCCUCAGAGUGAAGCUGGAUCAAGUCAUCUUGCUAUGCCUGUGCCAGUCACUUUUCUUCCAGAGCGAGGGGCCAAUGAAGGCAUGUCGAUGCGUCACUGUGCUACAGAGGGUUGUCUGAAGAUCGAAGCCUCUUCAACAGGACGUGAAUGUACCAUUGUUUAGGCUUGAAAGAGGGCAUAAUGUCUAAACAUGGUUUUCCACCGUCACUUAAAGCCUUGUCUAGCGAAAAAGCACUAGUUAUGCGGCCCGUUUCCCUGCUGAGCCAAAGAAUGACCCAAUACCAUCAACUAUCCACUUUCUCUCCAUGCAAUAACAAACAGCUUCAGUGAGGAUCAUCUUUUGCUGCUUCCCAAUCUACCAAAACUUCGUUUGUCUGCUAAACACCACACAAUGACACAGGGAAUACAUUUGUCACCAGUACUGCACUGCAUGUAAGCUGACUCUUACAGUGCAUUACAUGGUUAUUUUUAAAAUCUUUAACUUGCUCCAUAGGAAUUACAUUUAUAGCAGAAAUUGCGUUCAUCAGAUGUUGAUUAGUGCGUUAUCGUGCUAUAAGGCGCACCUAAAUCUCUGAUUAGAUGGGAGAGAUAUUUUUUUUAUAUAUAAUGUAGUUGUCCUGAAGUUUAAAAAUUAAAAAUUUCACUGGACCAACAGCAGUCAGAUGUGUUUAGCUCUGUGUCUGGGACAGGAUGUGACAGCUUUGGGUCUUACACGUGAGAAGGAACACAUCACCAGCUCACAAGUUGUGUCUUAGAGUAAAACUGUCCAGCAUAGCAAAAAGGACUCCUGUCAUUAAAACUGUCCUACAUCCUCGAUGUGCGUAUGCACACACACAGACACACACACGCACGCACACACACACGCAUUAAACACACAAUAUACAAAACACGCAGGUUCAAACACAUAAUCCACAUAACCAGGUUAAAGUUUUGGGGGGGGAAACCUCUUCAUCAUCCAGUGUGUAUGAGUUGUGUAAAUGUAACAGAAAAAGAAAUGAAAAAAAAAAAGAAAAUGCAAGUGAUUGACUAUUAAGACAAAAUGUAGUGUUAUACAUGUAAAUGUGAUUCAUUAAAAUAACAGCAUUGGGAAACAUUAAAUAAUAGAUACCAUAUCUUAUGAAUUUCAUUGCAAUGGAAUUGUCAGUGUAUCAUAAAAGCGUGACGUAAUCCCACGCUGUCAGAUUUGUAUAUGAUGAUGUAAUUUAAAGAUUAUAUUCUAUUGUAACUGUACAACUGUUGAGUUGAGAAUUGAGACCUGACCAUGUUGAGGCAGUAAAAAGGUGUACAUGUAAAUGCUUUUUUUAUGUUUAUCUUUUCCUUAUGCACACAGGGGACAGCAGCUCAUGUUGUGGAAACCCUAUAUUAGCGGUCUAGAAGAUGUAUGUUCAUAGUUAGUGAUGUACUUUUAUCUCCUAACUGGUGUAGUGCCUGUUCAUCUUGAUGUAACAAGAAGUUCAUUUAAAUAUGCAUAAAGAUGAUAAUGAUCACAGAUAAUGACGAUAGUGAUGAAAAACUAGACUCAAAUUUGUUGUGAUGGUGUCAAUAUUGCGAUAUUGGUUUGAAAGGGAAACAAGUUUGUUGAAAAAA
Molecule: messenger RNA, 4311 nt
Organism: Etheostoma cragini (Arkansas darter)
Lineage: Eukaryota; Metazoa; Chordata; Actinopteri; Perciformes; Percidae
Product: protein kinase C and casein kinase substrate in neurons protein 1-like
Exons: 11
Coding region: 407-1729 (440 amino acids)
Biological process (GO): plasma membrane tubulation; cytoskeleton organization; positive regulation of dendrite development
Cellular component (GO): endosome; plasma membrane; cytoplasm
Molecular function (GO): protein binding; phospholipid binding
Source: RefSeq, a predicted model, not a curated record